AUGUCGACGGCGCUGGCUGCUGCACGUGCGAAGACGAAGGGGAAGCGUAUGCUGCGUAAUGCGCUGGAUGCUUAUGGCGACGAAGACACGUCUCUUUCCAAGUGGAAUGCCAGGAAGAAGCAAGCAGUGGCGGAGGGAAAGUGGACGUGGAAGGACAGUGUGGUGAACGCGAAUGCUGCCAUCAAGUCAAGAUUUGAUAAGGAAGAGGUGCAGACGACCGUGAAGGCGCGGUUUGGAGACGUCACAGCGGCGAUGGAGGAGGAAAUGAGCAGCACCAUCCACGUAGACCAACAUGGAGGACAAUUACUCGGACUAAACGAUCGCCACGAGGGUCAGUGCUGCUGGAGAGAGCGCAUUGGAGGCAAGAUGUAUCACUGCAGCAACGUACUACCACCAGACAAGAAGAAAGCGGAGACUUCAUCGACUGCAACGAAACGUUUCUGUCUGUGGCAUGCCAAAGGAUGCGCUUAUAGCGAGCACCCGAUGGAAAAAUCUUGUGUCAUUGAAAUUCCGAACGAGUUUGGUUUGUGUCUGCAUUGCUACAAAGUGACUGCGGGAACUCGUGUGACGCUGCAAAAGGUUCCUCCUCGAAUCGGAGCAUUGAAAAUCCCCGGGGUUUGUGAGACCAACGCCAAGAAGGAAGUGAAACGCGACGCCAUGAUGAAGUUACCACACAAAAGAUCAGCUGAAAUAGGGCGGAAAUUGGAUCCAACAAGUCUAUGUGCGUGGCAGAAAGAGCACUCGGAGAUCUCCUACGUCUGGCGCUGUACGAACCGAGUGCUGAUGCAUCCAGUGUUGCAAGGUUCGUAUCUACCCUUCUGUGGCUUCCACGCUUCACGGUGUAUACAAACGUACGGGGCUAAAGCACAAAUAUGCCCUUCAAUCGACCGGAAGAACCGCUUUGGAAUGUGUCGCAAUCAUCUGGAAGCACACUUGAGUACUUUAUCCUUCGAAGAACGUGGCAGCGUCCAGCUUAUCGACUCGGAGUUCGACGUGCCUGGCAUCAAAGAAUGCAAAAAAGAAGAGGUCUUGACUCCCGUUGAGCGACAUCCCCUCGCUCCAAAGUAUCCGCCUCCAUUAGAACCAGGCAGUAUACCAAUCUCCAUGGAGACCACACACGCUGUCGUGGUGCUACCGUCCCGUUCACGCUCACCACUGGAAAAAUUCAUCAAGAAGGCGCGUGUACUCGUUACAACAGCCUUUCAACAAGUCCUCAACCAUCCUAACCCAGUAUCUACAGUCGUUAAAGACGCGCUCUGGCACUUACAGUUCUUACGAAGAGCUGAAGUCGUAGCGACUCGCAUCCAGAGAAUUUUCCGAGGGAAUCGUGCUCGUCGACGAGUGAAGCUGCUGCGCUACGAACAGGCUGCGUUGGAUCGGAUGGAAGCGUGUCGUGUUAUCCAGCGAUUUGUCCGAGGGUUUAUAGGACGUCGAAGAUUUGAGCACGAACAUGAGAGUGUACACAACGCUGUGCCCCACAUUCAGCGCUUGUUACGUGGUGCUUUGGCGAGGAAAAAGUUCCGCGAGCUUUGUGCUGCGAUUCGUCUACAACGCAACUUCCGAUGGUAUCGACAGCGAAUUUUUGGCAGAACUAUACGAGAAGAGAUCGCGUAUAUGCAGGCUCUGCAGCGCCAAGCGGCGGUGAAUUUUACUGAGAUGGAGAAGCAGAUGACUACGUUUCGACGCCUUCGAGCGCAUAGAGUUCUUCGCGCUCACAUUACGCAGUGGAAACGACGCCAAGAUAUGCACGAACAGGAAAUUGCGGAGCGACUGCGUAGUUUAUUGGGCACUGUCAAGAUCCAGCGACAAUGGAGGAAAUACCACCGAUAUAUGCUGAUCAAGAAACGUUAUGAGAGUGCUCGGUCGGUUCAGAAAUGCGCUCGUGGAUGGCUGACACGUCGGAUGUGGCGUGGAGAUCCUGGUGUGCAUUUCAUCACGAGUUAUAUCAACCCACACAAUGGCUUUAAGUACGGGAAGGUUGUGGUUGAGCGGCAGACUUCGGGGUCGUAUUCGUAUCCCAGUCGGAAAAUACGGAUACGUUACGGUGUCUUGACGAUCCAGCGUGUUUUUAGGGGACAUAUUGGACGGUUGACGGCUAAUACGCGCUGGGCGGGGAUGCUGAAGCGAUGGGAGUGGCUGGGAAUUACAGCAACGGACUCUAGUGGACAGCUCAGUGACAGUAUGACGGUGGGUCAUGAACGCUAUGGGUUUCUGCUCCCUUCAUUCGCUUAUCAUAAGGACAGGAGGCAGCAUAUGCGUCCAGUUGCGAAUGAUCCCGUGCCCAACCGAGGCCAUGCGUACAAGUAUCAGUACAUUCUGGAUUUGAUCAAAGACCGAGAUGGACAGCGUGGCUGGAGUCUAGCAAGGGAAGAAAUGUAUGCGAGGCAGGUGAAAGAAGAGCGAGAGUGGUUAAGAGCAGACGAAGCUCGUCGAGAAGCGAUGGAGGCUGAUGUCGCGAGGAAGGAACUGCGAAGACAUGUGGUUACUAAGCGUGACCCGUUGACGCAGUCAAUGCCCAUUGCUAAGGCAGUUUUUCCCGUUGGUACGGUUGUUGAUGUGGUUGGGAGGAUGGAGGGGAAGAGAAUCAUUCGCAGAGCAAAGAUAACUGCGAUCCAUCAGAUGGAGUUGAAUGGAGAAAGACUUGCCAGAUUCGACGUCGUGUACACGAAGGGUCUGAGAAGCUCUUUCGGACGACUUGAAGCGAGCAAGGAACAGCAUGUGAGUCUAGCGCGUCUUCGCCAUGUUUCUACCGUUUCUGCCAAGAUGGAUCAGAAGGAAAGUGUGGGCAUCGUCAUCCAGGCGGCUAUUGAUCAGCUUCGCCGUGAGAUUGAAUCCAGCCAACGGUGGAAAGACAGCUUAAGGUCAUGUGAGAAUGGGGACAUCGAGGCUUUGCCAACUGUGGAUGCUAUAGCUGAUCGCCUGCGAGACUGUCGGGAGGGCCAUAACCUGCUGCGCGACCACCGUGACUUUGUAGAUUUCGUUUUCAAGAACUCUACCCUGUUGAAACUCAAGUGGCUUCAAGUCGUGAGCCACAUUCGAUACGGUAAGCGCUCUGAUAGACCGAAACCAGUGGCAGCAAUCAACACGCUGCCACGAGCCCCAUUGAUGGAGAUGUUCUACCGGGAAUUUGGCAUGGACUGCGAAAGAAAGACAUUGGAAAAAGCGAUCCAGCCCAUGCCAGCGAGAGCUCAUGCCAUCGAGGAACGCAUGGCGAAGCUCGGAUUUCAGCACGACUCGAAAACUAGUGUACGCGAUGAUGAUCCAAGUUCUCAACAAGAAGAACUUCCAGAAAUCUCAACUCGACCUAAGACGACAGCAGUGCUUAGAGAACUACCACCUCGACAUGGCAAGGCGGCGACAGUAGACGAUAUGAUGCUGUUCCGGGAUGAUCCAACACCUCACAACGCGCAGGACAUGCAUCGUCUCAUCUACGAGCUGAAGACUCUUCCUCGAGAAGCUCGAACCGAACAAAUCAUUCAUAUAACUUCUCGCCGCUCUCAUGCUUACGUGUGUGGCCAUCCAGCGUGUGGCAAAUGCUUCUCGUCGAGGAAGAUGGCAAGACUACACCAAGUAGAGGCACAUGAGGGACGAGAGCGACUUGCAAGCGGUAACCCCUUGGUGGAUCAAUAUUUACACUCGUACUGGCCCAAAGACGCUUCUUGGUCAGAAGCGGACAACAAGAUGAUUGUCGGGUACUUCCCGUGCAGUCAGAAAGGAUGCGAAACACAGCAGUUCCGCACACGACGAGAACUGAAAAGGCAUCAUGCUUUUAAACAUGGCAUCAAAGACGACUACGAUUCUCCUUCUUGUGCCACUCCAGUAGCAUUAACCGUGACUGAAGUGGGCAGCACAAGGCGACCAAAGCUUAGUCAACGAACAAUCUGGCUCGGCCCUUACGUGGUGUGCCGCAACCUGGAGGCCAAGCUCGGUAUUGCUCCCACCACUCUCUCAAACCCGAAGACAUGCUCGGUCCAUGACACUCCAGUGCAGCUGUGCACAACGUGCUUUUUGCAGCAACGACAACCAGUCUCCCCGUUUCGACUUUACUCGGCCUUGGCCACGGGAGUAGAAUCUGGUAGCAACUCGCUUCGAAUAGAAGCUGAAGCAACUGAAGAGGAAGAGUACUUGAUCUUCCGCGACGAUGACGAGGAGUUUUGUCCUGCAGUAAAUAUUUGGGGCGUAUUCACGCUCACGAUUCCUUCGAAGCGCAAAGUCAAAGGAAAAGUCAUCCUACCUGACCCGCUAUCGUCUGUUUUGUACAUCAAGGUCACUACUAUUUGUCGCGAUGCUGUUGGAGAAGCCUGGAUCUUUGGGUAUGUGCUUGCACAUAGAAAGCGAUCAUUGGCGAGGAAUGAUGAAGAUGAACAUGAAGUUGUGCCUGACAAGGACCGAGGGCUUGUGUUUGCACUACUCAGCCAAGUCGUGGGCUCUGCAUCGAUCCACUAUUGCUCCAGGAAUGUUUUCUAUCGGAAAUAUUACGAAAAGGAUGGAAAUGAAAGUGACGCGGUUGGUAUCACGCCGUCAAGCAAAAGAAGCCAUGGACUUCCGCGAAAUCUGUUUUGUCGACCAAGUCAUUCAUCCCAAAUAAGUCAAGAGGAGUAA
This is a messenger RNA of Phytophthora nicotianae INRA-310, 4602 nucleotides long. RefSeq lists its product as hypothetical. Gene Ontology annotation, molecular function: protein binding. Gene Ontology annotation, biological process: spindle organization; establishment of meiotic spindle localization; mitotic cell cycle. The transcript has 6 exons. Gene Ontology annotation, cellular component: spindle pole. The coding region runs from base 1 to 4602 and encodes 1533 amino acids. Lineage: Eukaryota; Oomycota; Peronosporomycetes; Peronosporales; Peronosporaceae. The record is from RefSeq and is a predicted model, not a curated record.